UGCCACGCUCACACUUUUGAAAAAUGUGUAGAUUUUUCUUCGUCUUAUUGUUUAUCUUGCAAAUUUCUACAGCUAUACCAAAACCACAUUGGCCACGCCCUUCCUUACACCUACUUUUGAACAAUUUGAAACAAUUUUUCUCAUUUUAUUCACCAAUAUCUAUCGAUAUCCCAGAAAAAUGAUGAAAUUUCGCGUUCGCAUUCCCACUAGCUGAGUAACGGGUAUCUGAUAGUCGGGGAACUCGACUAUAGCAUUCUCCGUUGUUUAAACAUAAAAUUUCUGAAAAAUCCAUAGCAAUUUUCGUAUUUGAAUAACAUCUGAUUUGAAUAUUUUGGAAAUGUAAGAAAUAAUUCCAUUUGAUUGAAAAGACAGUAAAUAAGGCAGAUUUGUAAUUAUCAUCGCGUUUACUGACUGUAAAAUGUGAAAAGGUAUGAAACCCAAAAAGGACAUCCAAUGCAGGAGGCGCUAAGGGACGGAGGACGAAGGCUCCAGGGUCAGGUAGAAAUAAUCCAAUUUAGAAACCGCUAGUCCAGCGCUAAUCCGAAAACGUUUGCGACUCCCGUUCGUGGAUGUGGAUCAAUGAAUGAAUCCGAAGGCUUUCAUGAAUCUGUUUGCGCGGCGAUUAAAAGGGGGAUGGAUCGCUAAUCCGCGGCCCAGGAUACAGGGGUAAUCCUCGAGCGCAGCCUCUUCCUCCCGUAUAAAUAGAUCGGCGUCCGGUGGACCGGGCACAGUCGUUCUAGGAACUCAAACAGUGACACACAUUGCAAUAUUAUUACGAUGGAUACGACACCAAUCUUCCAGUCCAGCUUCUCCAUCCGAUCGCUGCUCUCCGUGGACAAAAAGGAGGAGUCUUCCAUUUCGAAACACAACUCAGGAUCCAGCUCAUGCUCGAGCUCCAGUUCCAACUCCAGCUCGGAUUCGAUGGCCGCAAAGAGCAAUGCAAAGCCGGCUUUCACCUACAGCGCCCUCAUAGUGAUGGCCAUCUGGAGCAGCUCCGAGAAGCGUCUGACCCUGAGCGGGAUCUGCAAGUGGAUCGCGGACAACUUCCCGUACUAUCGCACCCGCAAGAGCGUCUGGCAGAACUCGAUCCGGCACAACCUGAGCCUCAAUCCGUUCUUCGUUCGGGUGCCGCGAGCUCUCGAUGAUCCUGGACGUGGCCACUACUGGGCACUCGAUCCGUAUGCCGAGGAUCUGUCCAUCGGCGAGACGACGGGACGCCUGCGCCGCAGCAAUUGGCAGCAGAAUACGGUGGCGAGGCCCAAGGUCACAGGUCAUCCCUAUCAGCGAAUGCCAUAUUAUGGGCACGGGCACGGCAACGGCCCAUAUAUCAAGUCCCACAGCGCCUACUUCCCCAUAGUGGACCAUCAACACCACGCCGCCAUGGUGCAGCACUACCAGGCCAUGAUGCACAGAUACCAGAUGAUGCCACAUCCACACCAUCACCCGCAUCAGCAUCAGCAUCCUCAUUUCAUCCAGCAAUCGAAGCCCCUUCAUGUCCAGGAGCCGUAUCAUCAUCACCGCUACCAUCUCCACCAAGAGUGAAUUUCAGCAGUCCCAGAGGCAUGAAGACUCACUCAAAGACUACGAACUGUGAAAAUUCCUCCUUGGCGUAGAACGCGGCAAUGUUGUUAGCUUUAAAUCAUAUAGGGUCAUAUCCAUAGAAACUAUGCCCAGGCCUUAAAAUAAAUCCCAGUAAAAGUUACGAGCAUAUAAAGAUAGAUGAUUCGACAUUCGAAGAAUAGUGCGAAGUUUUUAUUGUAUUUUGGCUUAAUGAUUUAUGUAUUUUGCUUAUUUAAAACUAUA
Messenger RNA from Drosophila simulans, 1803 nucleotides. It is a transcript of the gene fd19B, whose product is annotated as fork head domain transcription factor slp1. The record is from RefSeq and is a predicted model, not a curated record. Gene Ontology annotation, biological process: cell differentiation; regulation of transcription by RNA polymerase II; anatomical structure morphogenesis. The transcript has 2 exons. NCBI's taxonomy places the organism in Eukaryota, Metazoa, Arthropoda, Insecta, Diptera, Drosophilidae. Bases 778 to 1542 code for a protein of 254 amino acids. Gene Ontology annotation, molecular function: RNA polymerase II cis-regulatory region sequence-specific DNA binding; DNA-binding transcription factor activity, RNA polymerase II-specific.